Messenger RNA from Iphiclides podalirius (scarce swallowtail), 1218 nucleotides. Lineage: Eukaryota; Metazoa; Arthropoda; Insecta; Lepidoptera; Papilionidae. The record is from the annotation of a GenBank genome assembly.
AUGCACCCUUUCGAUUGCGCUCAUCCGGCGGGACGAGGACGAGGGACCGCUCUGACGGAGGGCACUGGGUCGGUUCUCCGUGGCGCAGUUGCCAAGUUGAAAUCGAAUAGAUAUUAUAAGACACAAAACACAAUGCCGCGCUUCAAGACAAUCUUGGUGACGGGCGGUGCCGGGUACAUUGGGAGCCAUUGCGUUGUGGACCUCCUCGAGGCAGGGUAUGAGGUCGUAGCCAUAGACAACUUCGCGAACGCGGUGGGCGACGAAGGAGGGUCACCGGCACUGCAGCGGGCCGAAGAGAUAACCGGCAAAAGCAUCACCUUCUACAAAGCUGAUUUACUGGACAAGCCACAGAUAAACAAUAUCUUCGACAAGCAUCAAAUUGACUGCGUCAUCCAUUUCGCUGCACUGAAGGCCGUCGGUGAAUCAAUGCAACAGCCGCUCCUCUACUACCAAAACAAUCUAUUGGGAAUGCUUAACUUAUUGGAGGUAAUGAGGUCUCAUAACUGCUAUCAAAUGGUUUUCUCAUCGUCGUGCACUGUCUACGGCGAGCCGGAGAGUCUCCCCAUCACCGAGACCCACCCCACUGGGAGAAUCACAAACGUCUACGGCCGAACAAAGUACUUCAUAGAGGAGAUGCUCAAAGACCUCAGCGCUGCCGACGAGAAAUGGAACAUAAUAUCUCUGCGCUACUUCAACCCCGUCGGCGCGCAUCCGUCGGGGCUCAUCGGGGAAGACCCCACGAAGGAGUUCACCAACCUGAUGCCGUUCAUGGCGCAAGUGGCUUUGGGGAAGAAACCCGUUCUAACAGUAUUCGGCAACGACUACAACACGCCAGACGGAACCGGCAUUCGAGAUUAUAUCCACGUGAUGGACUUAGCGGGCGGCCACGUUGCCGCGUUGAAACUUUUGAAUGAGAACCAAGUCGGCCUUAAGGUGUAUAACUUGGGCACCGGCAUGGGGGUCUCUGUAAAACAGCUGGUGGACGUUUUUGAACGGGUGACCAGCACAAAGAUACCCCUGAAAUACGUGUCGCGGCGCUUGGGCGACAUCACGGCGAUGUGGGCCGACGCAACCCUUGCCAAGGAGGAACUCGGCUGGUCGACCAAACGCACCAUCGAGGAGAUGUGUAUCGAUUUUUGGAGGUGGCAGUCAAUGAACCCAGAUGGAUACCCAAAAAAGAACGUGAAGACAAAUGUUAUAAUUGCUAAUGGAAACAGU